This is a messenger RNA of Podospora pseudocomata, 1317 nucleotides long. RefSeq lists its product as uncharacterized. Gene Ontology annotation, biological process: carbohydrate derivative metabolic process. The record is from RefSeq and is a predicted model, not a curated record. The coding region runs from base 1 to 1317 and encodes 438 amino acids. NCBI's taxonomy places the organism in Eukaryota, Fungi, Ascomycota, Sordariomycetes, Sordariales, Podosporaceae. Gene Ontology annotation, molecular function: carbohydrate derivative binding. The transcript has a single exon.
AUGGUUGAACAGCGCCAGCACGGGCGCACUCCCGUCCACAACAGCGAGGUCUACCUCCUCCGCCAGAUGCCUCCGACCUUCUCAACCAUCCCCCCACUGUCCCCUCCGUCCCCCAUCACACCCGCCGAGGACGAUGACUUUUGCAAUGGCAUGCCGAUCGAGGCCCUCUCCCUCUCCCAGCCGGCCAUUGCCGUCGCCGACGAGAAGCUCGCAGUCGAAGAGCGUCUCUCCAACGCCGUCCACGUCCUCUCCACCGAGACCACUGCCCUGCAGAACCUGACGGCGCUCUACUCCACCGACCGUCUCGCCCGCGAAGGCUUCAACCGCGCCGUUGAGGCCAUCACCCGCCGCAACCACCCCAAAUACCCCCACCACCAACACCACUCUCACAGCCGAGGAGCGACAGACGGCAAGAUAGUAGUAAUAGGCGUCGGCAAGUCAGGGCACAUCGCCAAGAAGCUCGUCGCAACCUUCAACUCGCUCGCCAUCCAAGCCGUUUUUCUCCACCCCACCGAGGCCCUCCACGGCGAUCUGGGCCAGAUCGGCCCCCGCGACACCUUCUUGCUGAUCACCUUCUCCGGCAAAACCCCCGAGCUCCUGACGCUUCUCCCCCACCUCGACAAGUCACUUCCUCUUAUCCUCUUAACGUCUCACACCCGCCCGGAAACAUGCGAGCUGAUCAAGCACCGCCCCGAUACCAUCCUUCUUCCCGCACCGAUCCACGAGCCAGAGACAAAGUCCUUUGGCGUGUCGGCACCAACAACCUCCACGACGGUGGCGCUGACGGUAGGGGAUGCGCUCGCAAUCGUCGCCAGCAGGGAGCUACACCCCAGCGUAGCGAGCGUGUUUGCCAAAAAUCACCCCGGCGGCGCGAUCGGGGCUGCACUGAGGAAGCCAAGCUUGAGUGAAAAGAGCGCGAGGGAACUGGCGGUGCGAAUGGAGAUGAUUCCGCUCCUGGAUACCCCCCCAGAAAAGACCGCUACGGGUGCGGAUGUGCUCAGGGCGGGCUAUGCCUCGCCUUCGGGGUGGGUGAGGUUGCAGACCGGGGAUGUUAUCUCCCCCAGGCGGAUCAGGAAGCUGGAUUCGGCGGAUCUGGUGACCGGGUUGGAGGAGCUGAAGGGGUGGCUGGUGACGAGCAAGAAGGAGUUAGUGCCUGUUGCUGCCGACUCGAGCGUGGAAAAGGCGGCCGAGUGGGUGCUGGGGAUGAGGGUUGCGCUUGGGGAUGGGCAGUAUGAGGAUAAUGCGAUUGUCGCUGUUAUGGAUCGGGGAGAGUGUGUUGGACUUCUUGAGGUGGGGAGUCUGAUGGAGGAGGCAUGA